This is a messenger RNA of Triticum dicoccoides, 1727 nucleotides long. Its product is annotated as ankyrin-3-like. Bases 1 to 1377 code for a protein of 458 amino acids. Gene Ontology annotation, molecular function: protein binding. The record is from RefSeq and is a predicted model, not a curated record. NCBI's taxonomy places the organism in Eukaryota, Viridiplantae, Streptophyta, Magnoliopsida, Poales, Poaceae. The transcript has 10 exons.
AUGGCGCCGCCUCGCCCCCCUCCGGUCCGUGGCGGGCGCCGCCCACCCCCUAAGUCUGCGCCCCUCCGUCCGGAGGAGGAGCUGCUCCUCGAGGCGGCGUCCGACGGCGACCUCGUCCUCUUCAAACGGCUGGCGAGGAUGAUGGACGGCGGGCGCGGGCGCGUCACGGAGGCGGUAGAGGCCGUUGUGGAGUGCACGGCGGGGGCACUGCACCUCGCCGCCGGCCAGGGGGAGCUGGCGAUGUGCAGGUACCUGGUCGAGGAGCUCCGGGUGGAUAUCAACGCCAUCCACGACGGAGGUGAAACGCCUCUGGCUUAUGCAAUUAAUGGUGCAAAUAUAGCUACUGUGAAGUAUCUUCUGGACCAUGGCGCUGAUCCAGAUAAAGUUGAUGACAAAGGAUUUACUUCUCUCCAUAUUGCAGCUGAAGAAGGAUAUUGCAAUAUAGUGGAGCUCUUGCUUUCUAGAGGGGCUUCUGUUGAUGCAUUAUCUAAUCGUGGUACACCACUGCACCUUGCUGCUACUAAUGGUCAUCAUCAAACAGUGAAGAUUUUGUUGGACCACAACGCUGAUUGCAAUAAGAUUGUGAAUGGUGUCUACACACCUCUCCUUGUAUCUAUUUAUGCUCCGUCACUAAAAUGUGUGAAGCUACUAAUCCAGGCUGGUGCUGAUGUAAAUGGUGUGGGUAAUAUAACCCCGUUAAUAGCUGCUGUUGGGUUAACUGAGUGCAUGAAGUGCUUAUUGGAAGCUGGUGCUGACCCAAACGUCCCUGAUGAAUUUGGCAGGAUGCCAAUAGAGUUUGCGGUAAUAUGUGGUACACGAGAAGAUGUUGAGAUCCUAUUUCCUUUAACUUCUCGUAUUCCGUCUGUACGUGAUUGGAGUGUCAAUGGAAUAAUAUGUCACGCAUACUCAUUGCCAGGGCAAAAGUUCUAUGAGAGGGGGUUGGAAAGGGACACCGCUAGUUUGAAAUUUCAAGGAAGAAAGGCACUCGAGAGAAAGGAUUACCAUUCUGCAAUUGAACUAUACAUUAAGGCAAUGGGCCUUGAUUAUGAGGAUGCGACCCUGUACUCAGAUAGGAGUGUCUGUUUUCUCCAAAUUGGCGAGGGAGACAAAGCCUUUGCGGAUGCUUAUACUUGUAGAAUGAUGCGCCCUGACUGGCCAAAGGCCUGCUAUCGGCAGGGAGCAUCUCUAAUGCUGAUGAAGGAUUAUGAAAAGGCCUGUGGUGCCCUUUUUGAUGGUUUGAAAAUGGACCCACGGAAUCUUGAGAUUGAGAACGCUUUACGGCAUGCUAUAUCUUUCAUACAAUUUUACUGCACAUUGUAUUUUAUUCAAGAUGCCAACAGUGCUACACUAGCAGUCACCAGAGCUAAAAAUCUUUGAAACACGACCACCAAGGCCUUUUUUUCAACUUGUUAACAUCAUUUGGUUAGCAACUGCUGUGGAAGACAUGAAAAAACAGAGAUAAUUCAAAAAGUGGCAUACUCUCGAAUGAUCAGUCUCUAAAUAUGAACAGCGUUUCCGGUUCCCGGCGGCGGUAUUGGGCACCAGCUAUACCGCUGUGAUCUUGAACCCUGGUUGCGUGGUACUAGUACUUAUGACUGCUGUGUAAUAUGCAGGGAGGCUAUGGAUUCCUUGAGGAUAUCCCGGGGCGCUAAGAAGACUGUAUCGAAGUGCCCAUAGGAGCUUUGUUUACCGCCUGCCUGCAGUCUGCUUGCUUGUGCAUGAUUUUU